This is a messenger RNA of Zea mays, 1075 nucleotides long. RefSeq names its product ADP-ribosylation factor 1. The coding region runs from base 224 to 859 and encodes 211 amino acids. The transcript is spliced from 4 exons. NCBI's taxonomy places the organism in Eukaryota, Viridiplantae, Streptophyta, Magnoliopsida, Poales, Poaceae. The record is from RefSeq and is a predicted model, not a curated record. Gene Ontology annotation, molecular function: GTPase activity; GTP binding.
CAGGAUAACAACGAAGAACGUCACUGGUCAACUCAACUGAUUCGCUUAGGACUGAAGUAGCUGGCAGAUGGCAGGCUGAGAGUUGACGGAAGAACUUUCCCUGUUCAUUCUAUAGGAAUAUAUAAGAUUCCCGAGCCUGCUCCUGUUUGCUGCCACAACUCCAAUCAUCUUCCUGCUGGCAGCUUCCCUCUCCCUCCGCUGCUGAGCAAGCUGAUCCACCGCCAUGGGGCUGGCGAUGGGGAGGCUUCUUGGGUGGAAGAAGGAGGCGCAGAUCGCGCUGUUGGGCCUCGGCGGCGCUGGCAAGACGGCCAUUCUGCACAAACUCAAGCUCGGCCACGCAAUCACCACCGGACCAACGAUAGGGUUCAACAGCGAGACGCUUGAAUACAAUGGCAUCAGCUUCAGGGUCUGGGACGUGGGUGGUCAAGGCGAGGUAGCUCAUGUAUCAGCAGCUGUAUUGUUCUUGCAUUCAAGUACGUCUGUGUGCAGCACCUACUGUGCGUGGCACUCUGAUUACCAUUUUGAUUUGCAGCUCCGGCCCUUGCUAAGGCACUACCUCUAUGGCGUCCAGGGCGUGGUAUUCGUCGUCGACAGCAGCGACCGGGAGUGGAUUCUUCGAGCCAAAGAUCUGCUGAACAUCAUUCUGGACGAGGACCAGUUCAGGAAUAGGGAUCUCGCGCUGCUUGUGUUUGCAAACAAGCAGGACCGGCCGAACGUCAUGAGCGCAGCAGAGAUAGCGGACGAGUUUGGGCUUCCGUCACGGCUUUGCAACCGUAGAUGGCACAUUCAAAGUAGUUCUGCGAUCUCUGGAGAAGGCCUCCACGAGGGGAUGGCUUGGCUCUGCACCAACAUUCGAUAGGACCAAGAUCCUCCUCCUUCACAAAAGACUACAGUACAAAAGGGGGGCAUGCUGUUUAUGUUUUUGCAGGCCUAAGGAAUUGUACCAGCAGAUGAGAUACAUGAUUAUGAUUGCUGGACAAGGAUAGUUUGCAGUGUGAUGUAGAACCUGUUAGGAUUUAUGGGCUAGGCCCAAUUGAGAAAUUCGAAUAAAUCGCAGGAAAAUCACAAAAGCCCA